GAGGCUGACUGCGGUGGGAUGGGCUGUGAGCUGUUCAAGAUGGCGGCGCCCUGUGGAGUGCAGCUGCUCUAACAGAGGUGCCUGGAGACUGUGUCGGUGGGUGGCCCCAGGAGUCCUCCAGGCAGGCAGGGCAGGACACCCCGAGAGAGACGCUGCCUCCACCCUCCAGCACUGCCACCACCAUGGCCAGGGAGCAGCCCAACGUGGGGGACCUCCUCCCGCUCCUUGAGACCUCCGACCUCCACCAGCUAGAAGAGAUCCGAGGCCUCAUCAACGAGCAGCUCAGCACUGAGCGAGGGUCCAUGCUGUUGAACGGGCUGGUGGACUACUUCUUGGAAACAAACUCUGCCCAGGCCAUGCAUAUCCUCUCCUCAGUCAGAGAGCCACAUGAUAAGCACCUUCUGGACAAGAUGAAUGAGUGUAUGACCAAACAGGCCUGCCGUCUGCCCACCCUCACCCUGCUCGGCCAUGUAAUCCGCAAGCAGCCGUCCUGGAUCCACAAGAUCGCUCGAUACCCUCUGCUGCUGUCGCUGCUCAAAUGCCUAAAGACGGAUACGGACGUAGUGGUGCUGAUAACCGGAGUGCUGGUGCUGAUCACUCUGCUACCCAUGAUCCCUCAAGCCGGGAAGCAACACCUGUGGGAGUACUUCGACAUCUUCGGCCGCCUGGCAUCCUGGAACCUUAAGAAUCCUGGGCACGUUUCAGAGGUUUAUCUAAUCCACCUGCACGCCAGCGUCUACUCACUCUUCCACCGUCUCUACGGCAUGUACCCUUGCAACUUUGUGUCCUACCUGCGCUCCCAUUACAGCAUGAAGGAGAACAUGGAAACUUUUGAGGAAGUAGUGAAGCCGAUGCUUGAACACGUUCGCAUUCACCCAGAACUAGUGACAGGAACCAAGGACCAUGAGCUUGACCCCACCAGGUGGAAAAAGUAUGAAAUCCACGAUAUCGUCAUCGAAUGUGCCAAAGUGUCUCUAGACCCCAAGGAGGCCUCCUGUGAGGAGGGCUACGCCACCAUGCCUGAGAACUUUUACCCCCAAGUCCACCUGCGACCACAAGACUGCACUUCCAGCCCGUACACAGACCUCCACAGCAGCUACGGAAGCUCUUCUUCGACCCCGUUCUCGACUCCACGGCAGCCGCUACCCCCGCCCCUGUCCUUGCCCCCUUUCUCAGGGACGCAGUCCUCCCCCCGCAGCCCGCAGACCUCCAAACGGCAGAACUCCACCUGUGAACUCAACUCUUCCUGCGGGGGGAAGGACCCUCUGUGGAGCCCCUCCUCGUUGUGUGGCAUGGCCACGCCCCCUUCCUCCAGGGGCAUGUCGCCCAACUUGGAGCUUUCCCACAGUGCCUCACACCUUCCCAGCCGCUUCCACUGCACAUCAGGAGGAAAAGGAACGCCUGCCUCCAGCACUCCAGCCACCUCUUCCCCACCUCCCAGCCUGUCAGAUGACUUCCCCAUAAUCUCCUUACCGGCCAACACAGUCCAGUCCAGUCCACCAAGAAAGGAUCGACGACAUGGAGAAAGUGGUAAGCCUGCACUGGUGAGACAGGAACCAGUGAAAGAUGCAGAGAAGAAUGCGGAAGUAGCCACAAACAGAGAUGCGGGAGCUGCUGAGAACGUCUCCAUGACUUUGACAGAGCUGUCGGUCUUCAUGAAGAAACAGGAGCUGGAGCUUCAGCUGAGAACAGAGAAAGAGAGGGAAGAGGCUGCCAUCACAGAGGAGUUGCUGAAGAUCACAGAGGAGAAGCAGGAGCAGUCUGGUUUGAGGGGCUUCGACUCCCCGUUCUAUCACACCACGGAGACUCUGACCGGCUGUCAGGCACAAGACAAAACCUUCUCCGACACCGAGCCAGGAGGUCCCGCAAGGGACACCCGCCAUGUUGUAUCGACGCCAGACAAAGGGGAGACCACCGCCAGUACCAGCGGCGUCGGGAGCGACAGAGGAGGAGGAGGUGGAGCAGGGGACAGCAGGAGUUCAGCCCUCGAGCAGUCCUGGUCCUUCCAGUCAGGGUUCACCCCCAUCGAUCACCACCUGCACCGGAGCCCCUCGGCCCUGGACGACGACGUGGCCAAGUUCGGGAUGUUCUCCCCGAGCCCGUGCAGCAAGACUCCGGCGCGGGUGCCCUACGAGUCCUUCUUCGACCUGGCUCUGCCCAGGGCGGCCUCGCUCUUCGUUGGCCAGAAGACGUCAGAGGCAGUGCACAAGGCAGCGCUGGAGAGGCUGUUGCAGCGGGAGGAGGGGCUGGAGGACGGGGAGGAGGAAGGGGUAGCGACCGCUUCGCCACUGGAGGUGCUGGAUCGCCUUGUUCAGCAGGGGAGCGACACCCAUGAUAAAGUUCUCAAGAGAUUACCUUUGCCAAGUAAGUCAGCUGACUGGACGCACUUUGGAGGCUCGGCUCCGCUGGACGAGCUUCACACGCUGCGCAGCCAGCUGCUCCUGCUGCACAACCAGCUGCUGUACGAGCGCUACAAGAGGGAGCAGCACGCCGUCCGCAACCGACGCCUCCUCCGACGCAUCAUCAACGCCACCGCACUGGAGGAGCAGAACAACGCUAUGAAGGACCAGCUGAACCUGCAGAGUGUGGACAUCGUGUCUCUGAGGGAGAGUCUGCAGGUGGAGCAGCAGCGGUACAGGCAGCUGUGGGACGACCGGGAGACGGUGGUGACCAGGCUGCACAGUCAGAUCAGACAGCUGCAGCAGGGCCGAGACGACUACUACACCAAGAACCAGGAGCUCCAGAGCAAGUUGCAGGAGUAUCAGAAGAGGAUGGAUGAACUGGAGGCGGAGCUUCAGAGGGCCAACAACAAAGUCUGCCACACUGGUCACCUCCUCAACCAGAUGACUAUCAAGCUGAGCAACAGUGAGAGCACCCAGCAGCAGAUGAGCUUCCUGAACAAGCAGCUGCUGCUCCUCGGGGAGGCACAUAAGCUGUCCAUGCAGGAGUUACACCACGCAGGGGCCGACAAUACCAAGGUACAGUGGAAGGAUCUGCAGAGACGACGUACUGAGGAGGCCCAGAUGCUGAAGGUGUCCUAUGGGAAAGAGGUGGAGACGCUGAGGCAGAGCCUGCUGGUUCAGUGUCAGAAACUGGAGGCGGCGCAGCAGAGAGUCGCCGAGCUGGAGACGCACCUCUCCAAGAAGGAGCACCUCGUCGCCGAGCAGAAGAAGUUCCUGGAGGACGUGAAGUGUCAAGCGAAGGCGGAGCUGCAGGCCUCGGACAGCAGGUAUCAGGCUCAGAGGAGAAUCACUCAGCUGCUGCAGACUGAACUCCUGCAGCUCUACAGCAGAGUGGAGACGGAGGCUCCUGUCGGCACCGCCUGCAAUUCACCACCGGGGGGCAGAGCUGACCCACAUGCUUGUGCUGACUCCAGUGUCAGGGUUCCAGACAGACAACUUUACACCAACGAAGAAGUAGGCAGUAGACCACUGCGCGACUCCCCUCGGGGCAACGGCAGCACUUUAUCGCCACGGCAACCAAAGGCGAACAACUCUUCCAAGACCACAGCCAACUCCAUCAACGGCAGCCAGGACCUGGCCCCGCCCCUGCUGGUGGAGCCCUCCCUGUCCUGUCCCUACGGCAACUCUGCGCCCUCCGACGCGCCGCUCACCGUGGGCUCCUACCCCAGCGCCAAGAGCUUCCUGGGUAUGAGGGCCCGCGAGCUGUUCCGCAACAAGAGCGAGAGCCAGUGUGACGAGGAGCAGCCGCCGAAGCGCCUGGCUGGCCUUGCCCACGGCCUGAAGACUGAGCUGUGUGUGGAGCCACCCUGCCCAGGUUAUAUGGCCCCCCUUGGCCCGGCACCUUCCCCCGUCCCGGCCCCUGCCCAUGCCCUCGCCACUCCUCUCACUGUGCCCAUCAAGCAGCCCCCCUCCGAGCCCAAGCAGCGGGCCUCCAGCCAGGAAAGCCCCCGUAGGAAGGCAGUGUCAGGUGGAGGGCGGGGUCAGGCAGGCUCAGGGCGCCCCCGGCAGCAGCAGCUAAAGAUCAUGGACUACAAUGAAACACAUCACGAGCACAGUUAGAGACACAGGACUGAGCCCGGACGCAGGGCGGAGGUCCAGAGACUGAAGUUUAACGACAGAGAAGAGCUACAAAUCAGAAAAAAGAGUAACAUGUCAGCAACUCUUUGGAAUUCAGUGUUAUUUGUUACAUUCCUUGGAGUGGACAACAGGAUUUCCCACAAUGUUAUACUACUUUUCUUUUUUUUCUUUUGUUUUUCUUUCAUACUGAGUCAUUCCCUCGAUUAAUUUUGACAAGGUGACAGGGAUACAAAGUGGAUGUUAUGUUACCAGUGAAGAUGCUAGUCUUAUGAAUUUGAUUAUGAGACAAAGACGCUCAAAGAUACUCCGAACAGUGAUCAAAGUUAUCAAUAACUUACAUGUGACACUGUGAGCCUGAAGUUUUUAAGGUUCGGUUCAUCCAAACUAUUAACAUCCCACUUGGCUCCAGUUGUAUCAGCCAUGCUGACAGUUUAGCUGUAAUUUGUCCAGAUCUUAAGUAAACGGUCUCCUGAGAUUUUGCACAGCCGACACAAUGGAAGUGAAUGGAAGUUAGUUUGUGAUGCUCACAGCAUUGAAAGAUUACUUUAAAAAAAAAAAAAAAAGUUUUCUUUGGAACUACUUUCUACUGAAAAAAAAAAGUAACUUUGUUGUGGACACAGUUUCUGAUAAAAAGACAAGUUGCUGUUAUAAUGUUAAGAUGUUAUUUUUAAAUGCUGGUAGCACCACGAACAAAGCAUAAAUUGUGUUACAUGUGGAGACAGGAAUAUCUGAAAAUUUGGUCAAACAAAACUAGUCCAUACCACUGAAACUAAGUGAGAAAAAGUUUUGAUUUCUUUGUAGUUUGGAUGUACCCACCCUUUUAAAAAAAUCAAAUCAGUUAUUAACACCAGAAGAGAAGAAGUUAUAAUUUGUCACGAUCAUCUGUUCAGAGCGCUUUGGCGUCGACCGUGGACCGAAAUAAGUUUUUGAUAUCAGAGUGCAUGUUGAGUGUUACAUCAGAGCGGUGGAGGUGAUGAGCACGUGGAGGUGUUUGCUUUGUUCUGGGAAAACCUUGGAGUGGACCGAAUUGGAAAACAAACAUUUCCAUACAAAACUCCAUCAAGUUUUUUUUGUCCAAAAUAAGUCAGAGGGGAGAACGUGUUUUGUUUGCGAGUGUGCAAGAGUGUAGGUGAUGCAGUCGUGCUGGUUCUCGCAUUUCAGCAACGAUGCAUUGACGAAAGUGUUUGAAAUUUAGAAACUGAUGAAAUUGUAUGCAUUUUUAUGAAUUUCACAUUCUGUUGUACCUUUUUUAUUUUGUUAUUUAUUCAGCCAUGAAGUACAUAUCCAAAAUUUGAAUCAGACCUGGAAAGCAUCACAAGCCCAAGCUUAUAAAAAAAAAAAAUCAUGUUUUCCUGUUCAGGACGACCAGCCGACCAUUUUGAAGUGCCAUGCAAACAUUUGUGUUCUGGCUGAAUUCAAACCUCUCUAAACAGAAGUGUUGUUUCUCAUGCUGCUUGUACUCUCAGCUGGUACAGUGUGGGAAAGAAAACAUCUUGUCCAAUCAGAUUCCUUUGUGCAGGUUUGAUAAACGGGGAGUUUAUCUGAGUAUUAGAAGUAAACGCCGGCAUUAAAAAGCCGUCUAAAUCCUGUUGUCCACCGGGAACUCCUGCUGUCACUUCCUUUUGCCUCGCUAUCUAAAGCAUGUUCAACAAUCCACUUUAAAUGCCAACCGUAGUAACUACCGCAAACCAAGACAGAAGGUACAAUCAGCACAAACUGAAGAAACCAGGACUCUGACAUGAGCUGGACAAUCUGGGAUCAAACGGCAAAAAAAAAAAGGAAGUUCUUAAAGCAGUGGCUUGUGUUUAACUGUGAACAAUAAAGAUCGUCUUCAAUGUUUUGCACUACAAUUCUGGGUUUUGCUUUUUUUAUGAUGCUGAAUGUAAGCCGCCCUUUAAACCACUGUGGAAAAUGCAGCAUGAAGAUGUUUUUGUGAGUUUGUUUUUGUGACGGGACACUUUCAGGUGUUUGCAGACUGAAAAGAGUCAGUCCAUCCUCCUAAACUGUUGUUAGU
Molecule: messenger RNA, 6054 nt
Organism: Anoplopoma fimbria (sablefish)
Lineage: Eukaryota; Metazoa; Chordata; Actinopteri; Perciformes; Anoplopomatidae
Gene: tsc1b
Product: TSC complex subunit 1b
Exons: 22
Coding region: 183-4022 (1279 amino acids)
Biological process (GO): regulation of cell cycle; negative regulation of TOR signaling; negative regulation of cell population proliferation
Cellular component (GO): TSC1-TSC2 complex
Source: RefSeq, a predicted model, not a curated record